AUGUCUAAUAGCCCAAUGUGGAAGCAAACAAUUCCAACAGCUUCUAGGAAGAUGAUUGGAAAAUACAUUAUCGACAAAGAGCUCGGAUCUGGUGGUUUCGCUACAGUUUAUCUAGCUUAUCAUUGCAAGACAGGAGAAAAAGUUGCUAUAAAAGUUAUCGAAAGAGAAACAGCUGCAGACAUGGGAAUUCUAACUUACGUUGAGAAUGAGCUUAGAAUUACAUCAAGAAUCAAUCAUCCCAAUAUUGUUCACGUAUACGAUAUCGUAUAUGCACAAGAGUUCAUUUAUAUCAUAAUGGAGUACAUGGAGAACGGCGACAUGCAGAAUUUCAUCAACAAUAAGUUCUUCUUGACACAGCAGGAUCAGAUCAGAAUUGCAAUCGAGAUACUCGGAGCUUUGAUAUACCUUCAUGAAAGAGGCAUUAGCCAUAGAGAUAUCAAGCCAGCAAACAUUAUGUUUGACAAGGAUAUGCACGCCAGGCUUAUAGACUUUGGAUUUUGCAGAGAGAAGUCAUCAAAUUUGAAAACUGUUUGUGGAACACAAGAAUUAAUGGCUCCAGAAAUCUUCUUAAACAAGCCUUACGAUGGCAUGAAGGCUGAUAUUUGGGCCUUUGGCAUUACAAUCCACUUAUUGGCUGCUUCAUGUUUUCCAUUUGAAUACAAAAGUGAUUUUCAGUUCUUACACGAUAUCAAAAGUAACAAACUGAAAAUUGACAUUAAACCACAAGGUAUCAUUGGAUGGCUUGUUAAGAACAGCCUUGUCUACGAUCCAGAUGAAAGGGCAAGCGCCGCAGAUAUGAUGUCAUACAUCAAAUCUCAAGAGAAUCCAGCAACACCAAAUUCACUCGCAAGACUUGUUAUCGUGAAGAGAAUCAACACAGAAGCUGCAAUUGCACGCGUAAGAAUCCAUCCAAACACUCCUGUUAUAUUCAGAGCAAGAGUUAUGAAUGAGCAUUCAGGACUUAGACAAAAGUUCGAACAAAGGAAAUCAAUUAAGAGUUUUGAAAAUGUUUAUUAA
Molecule: messenger RNA, 1017 nt
Organism: Trichomonas vaginalis G3
Lineage: Eukaryota; Parabasalia; Trichomonadida; Trichomonadidae
Product: protein serine/threonine kinase protein
Exons: 1
Coding region: 1-1017 (338 amino acids)
Biological process (GO): autophagy; peptidyl-serine phosphorylation
Cellular component (GO): cytoplasm
Molecular function (GO): protein serine/threonine kinase activity; ATP binding
Source: RefSeq, a predicted model, not a curated record